GGUGGAUUUUGGGGGCGAGCGCGUGCUUUGCAGUGUGUUUGUUGCUUUCUCUCUGCUAAUGAUGAUGAAAGAAAUUAAAGAGAUUUUUCCUGAUUACCACGACGGAGAGUUUCUGGCUCCUAAAAGCGGGGCGAAGCUGGCCUCUCUGUUUGGUCUGUGUCAAGCUGAGCCUGAAGGAAAUGAGUCUUUCAAGUUCACCGCCCCCAAGCAGCCCAAAAAAGUCCCCUCUGCUCUUGGUCCACCUCCUCAGAAACAAGCCCCUCUUUCACCAGCUCCAGCCGUCUUAUUGGCUGUUGCUGUCCAUGCGUUUCACUUUGUGAACGGACAAUACGCUAAGCGUGGCAAGUUGGGCGUGGCCAUCCUGGGAAACCAUGUGAACAAAGAGUAUAAAGUCCUGCUUUAUGGCAGUCAACAGAAACAAAUCACUACAGCACGAAUCCACCAUGGAUUUGUCCUCACGGUUCAGCCUGGUAACUACACUGCCUUCUAUGAUGAUCAGCGGCAGAGCUGGUCUCUGAGGUUUGACUCGGAGGAAGCUAGAAUAAAUUUCUGUAAAGAGGUGUGUGUGGCCAGGUGGAACAGUCAGACCUGCAGGGACACUCUGCUGACUCAGGACUUGGUCCAUGGAGAAGGACAGACCGUCAGCAUGGGGGACACAGUGGAGGUGGCCUUGUCUUGCUGGCUGCUUCAGAAUCAUGCUGUGGGACAGAUAUUUGAUUCCAGUUCAUGCAAAGACGAGCUCCAGCGAGUUAGCCUGGGCUCUGACACGGCUCUGAUGGGAUGGGAAAAGGGGAUGUUAGGGAUGCAGACAGGAGGUCGGCGUCUCAUAAUUGUUCCCCCCAGCAUGGGCUGUGGGUCAAAAGGCUUUCCAAACCGUGUACCACCCUCCAGCACACGAGUGAUUGCUGUGGAGGUUCAUCAGGUUAAUCUCUCCAAAGAUGCAGACUGCCAUGCUGCAGGAUCGACAGACAGCAACAAGUCUUUAGUCUCUGGUCUAGACAGAGUAAAUAUUGAGAGUUCAGUCCAGUCUGCUUUGGGCUGCUCUGACCAAGGGUUCGUUCAAGACGUUUCACAGUCUAACACUAUACAGAUUUUGUCUCUUCAUGCCACUGCAACACCUCUAAUUAACAAGCCACCUAGCUAUCUAUUCCAAGCGUAUGCUUCAAAUACCACAUGUCUAGCCCAUGUUGUUUUGAGUUGUCAGUGUGAGUUCAGUGUCUCUGUAAAGCAGGAAAGCAGAGAGUCUGCAUCAGUGUGUGGGUCGCCAGCCCAAGCUGCUUCUGCGUCUCUACUGCCUGUAGAAACGGCUUCCUCGAGAUCAUCAUCCGCCGUCUCCUCAAAACCUGCAGCUGUCCAACACCCAGAGGCAGUGAAUACACGCACGGCUCAGGAGGUGCAUGUCUGCUCAGAUCGAGCUUUCCAGCUGCAACCUUUGACGUUAACCUUUCCACCCCAGCACACAUCAUACCUGAAUGACGUUGGCUCCCUCAUGAUAACUGAGGCGCGGCUGCAUAAUACUGAAAUCCGGUUAGCUGUUGCAAGAGUGACUGAUAAAGUUGACUACUUGGCUUCUAAGGUGGAUGAACUACGUAUGCAAGGUAUUUCCUCUUUUGCUCUGUCCAGUGGCUCUCUGGAAACAUCCAUGAUCUUGCACAACAUACAGAGAAUUAUUCAGGAAAAUGAAAUUCUGAAGAAGGAGGUUCUAGAGAAGGGCUCUAGAGUACAGGAGCAGGACUGUAAAUUAGGAGAGCCCAUUGAAGAGAGGCAUGUCAUCUCAAAUCCAGUUUUAGGCACUAAUUAUUCUUCUUCCAUCUUUAUCCAGUCAGCAUCUUAUUGUGUGUGUUUUAGGUGUAUGGAGAAACGCAGCUUGCUGCUGGAACAGACAAAUGACGUUCUUCAGAGCAGCAGUCAUCAUGCCAGGCUUCUACAAGCUGAACAGGAGAAGGUGCGUUUGGCUGAAGAGUUGGACGCAUCCUCUUCUCGUGUGUGUACGCUGCAGCAGGAAGUAGACGGUCUCCAGCAGAGGUUGACAGAGCUGCAAGCCGAGCUCAGUGCCGUCGUGCAGGACAACCAGAGCCGCUGUGCUCGGAUCAGUUCUCUGGAGUCUAAGGUGGAAGAGAUGAAGGAGGAGGUUGCACAGUCUCAGCAGCAGUGGAGAGAAGAGAAAUACAAGUGCAGAAAGAUGGAACGGACAAGGACAAUCAUGGAGGAGGAGAUCCAAGACCUGAGGGCAGAGAACGAGAGCCUUAACCAGCUGCUGUCAGACAGGAAGAGGAGGUGGCAGCAGGAACGGGAGUGCUUUCUAUUGGAGCAGGAGAAGCAGCGCAGCAGCAGUGAUCAAGAACGGCACCAGCUCUUUGACCAGCUCAGGGAAGCCAGAUUCCAGGCUGGAACACACAGCAGACCACAGAUUGAGCUGGAGUGGCAGGAGAGGUGUGAUGCAGCACUGAAGGAGCAGAAAUUAAAACUAGAAGAAGUGAUUUCUCUGCUACAAAAACAGAAUGCAAAGUUACAGAAGGAACUAGAGAGAGAAAGACAGCAACUUGAGUCCCAGCUGGCUGUACAGGUGAAAUGGGUGAUGAACGGGCUGUUCCACUCUCUGAGGGCAGAGUUUGAUCGGCACGAGUCUUAUUCUGGUGAAUCUGUCCUACAGAUAGUCCUCAGUACCAUCAAGUGUGUGACUAUGCGGUUCCUUAAGGAGCUCAAGUCUGAGGAGGAGGAAGAGGAGGAGUAUAUCUCUGCAGAGGAGAGACUUGGUGGAAGAAUGGAAGAACAUGGAAUAAAAAGUGAGGAAAUGGAAAGCCCCCAGAGCCUGGACACCUAUAUUACAGCAUAUGAAACCAACAGUCUAGAAGCUUCUGAAGUGAGCACUGCUUUUUCAUUCGCUUCGGAUGUAGACACGCAGCCAUUGACCUCACCGAGUGAAGGCUUUGAAAAUGAAAUCCGAGGUCAAUCAUAACUGGAGACAUAAAAUGUAAAAAAAAAAAUUCCAGUAAUCGGAACCUGCAAUAAUUCACUCUGACCGUUCCAACAAGGCAAACAGAGGUGUUGUAGGUCAAACU
This is a messenger RNA of Ictalurus furcatus (blue catfish), 3062 nucleotides long. It is a transcript of the gene fkbp15a, whose product is annotated as FKBP prolyl isomerase family member 15a. The transcript has 24 exons. The record is from RefSeq and is a predicted model, not a curated record. NCBI's taxonomy places the organism in Eukaryota, Metazoa, Chordata, Actinopteri, Siluriformes, Ictaluridae. Gene Ontology annotation, cellular component: growth cone. Bases 59 to 2959 code for a protein of 966 amino acids. Gene Ontology annotation, molecular function: peptidyl-prolyl cis-trans isomerase activity.